UCGUAAUCUUUGGAACGUCUUUAUAAUUGGUUGACUUGCAGAAAAAAGUUAAGAGUUUUAAAAUCGCUGGCAGACUACGAAAUUCGCAAAAUUAUAAAAUAAAUAUGAAGUUAUACACAAUUCUAAUAGUCUUGGGACUAUUUACCUAUUCCGCUUGGGCAAAAGACACUAGCGAAGUAAAGAAAAAUCAAACAUUUAUAGCCACACAUGAAUGGCAAGAAAUCCCAGAAGGCCAAGGAAUACCACAAGGUCUGCAUGUUCGAAUUAACUUACAGACGGGGAAAAAGGAAGCCAAACUUUUGGAUGAGGCAGAUGAGAGUAGUAGUGAUCCACUGAAAGUCAUGCACAAAGAUGGUGCAUUAUCUGUGUUGCCGGAUGAAUAUGAAACGGUAAAAGAGGAAGACGACGAUGACGAUAAUGAUGAGUCGAAUGGCAAAGAAGCGGCCGGAGGGAAAGCUAAAAAAGUCAAACAUUUAGAUGAGGCCCUCAAACGUAUUGGCAUCGAUUAUACACCCGAAGAGAAAUUGGAAAAUAUUAAACGAGAAUUUCGAUCCUAUGAGGAGCUAAAAAAGACUUUUGAGGGUAUGCGUAAGGCCUUUAAAUCGGAUGGUGAAAUUAUCAUACAACUGAUUGAAGAAUUCCAUAAUGUGACCAAGGAUAACAAAGAUGUGGAGGCACGUGUUAAGAUUCAAACGCAAAUAUUGGAAAGUUUCAAUUAUCUUAUGUCUCAAUAUGAUAAUGCCCAGCUGUUUGUGGAACAGGGCGGGUUAGAUCACGUCAUAUUGCCCACAUUGGUAAAUCAAACACAUGUGGGUUUGAAGGUGGAAGUAAUGCGUGUCCUGGGUGCAAUGUGUCAAAAUAAUCCCAAAGUACAAAUAAAGGUCUACGAGAGGAAUAUAGGCUCACAUCUCACCCAGAUCCUAAUGAGUUCUACACGUACCGAGGAGUUGUCUACAGCCUUAUAUGCAUUCAGCAGUUUGCUGAGAAAGAUUCCUCAUGCCCAACAACGUAUUCUGUCGACGUCUGGAACCCAGGCCUUGGUUUCCGUUUUGGGCAAAGAAGCUGAAUUGAAAAUAAAAGCCAAAGCUGUGACAAUUAUCAGUGAUAUAAUUGUGGAAAAAGAAUUGGUUCUCUCAAAAUCCUCAGCAGAUGAUGAUCCCUUGGCUGCGGCCCAAUACGCUGAAUUAAGUUUUCCCGAAUGGCUUGAAGCCAAUUCAUAUUGUGAAACAAUGGAUGCUCUUGUGACAACAAAUCUCUAUGAAUUCCUGGAGGCACCCGACAUUUUGGAAUAUUUCAUAAAUGCUCUCGAUAAUACGAAAACAUUUUGUUCACCCCUAUGGUCACAGAGUCCACAAUUUCGUCACGUCCUACUGACGCUAAGAAAUCGUUAUUCCCAAUCGGAAGAUGAAUAUCGUUUGGAUAUUGCAAAAUUAUUAAAUAAUCUAAUAGAUAAAUUAUAUCCUGAAUCAAUUAGACACGAUGAGUUCUAAACUCGAAGGGUGUCUCUGUCUCAUAUAACAUUUUAAGAAUACUUAAAGGCUGUUUUUUUCCUCUCCUAGAGUUUCUAGUUUUCACCACCUGGUACUCUAUAUGUUCCAAUACCCUUUGUGAUUUUCCUAGUGAAUAAUUUAGUUUUCUUUUUCAUUUUAAUUUUUGAAGACUUCCUAAUUUGUAAUUAUAGUUUCUACGUUUCGUGAAUGUGUGUGUUUUUUUAAUUCCUAUUUUAAAUGUUAAGUUCGGACUGCACAAGAAUAAAUGUAAAAAAACGACACAAAAUGUUUAAAGAAAAUAUGAAAUGAAA
Messenger RNA from Musca domestica (house fly), 1801 nucleotides. RefSeq names its product nucleotide exchange factor Sil1-like. Lineage: Eukaryota; Metazoa; Arthropoda; Insecta; Diptera; Muscidae. The transcript has 2 exons. Bases 105 to 1490 code for a protein of 461 amino acids. The record is from RefSeq and is a predicted model, not a curated record.